Messenger RNA from Eimeria necatrix, 327 nucleotides. RefSeq names its product Phosphoenolpyruvate carboxykinase , related. The record is from RefSeq and is a predicted model, not a curated record. The transcript has a single exon. Lineage: Eukaryota; Apicomplexa; Conoidasida; Eucoccidiorida; Eimeriidae. The annotation marks the transcript as partial. Gene Ontology annotation, molecular function: phosphoenolpyruvate carboxykinase (ATP) activity; ATP binding. Gene Ontology annotation, biological process: gluconeogenesis. Gene Ontology annotation, cellular component: cytosol.
UCCACUUCUCGAGGCCGAGAUUUACUAGGAGAUGAUGAGCACGUCUGGUCCCCCGCGGGCGUCUUCAACAUCGAGGGCGGCUGUUACGCCAAGUGCAAGGAUUUGCAGCCCGCGGCCGAGCCGGAGGUUUUUGCGGCGAUAAAGUUCGGCGCGGUUUUGGAAAAUGUGAAAUUGGCUGCGGAGAGUCGCGCGGUGGACUUCGCGGAUUGUUCGAUAACGGAGAACACGCGUUGUGCCUAUCCGCUGAGUUUCGUGCCGAAUGCCAGGAUUCCCGCGGUGGUUGACUCGCAUCCUUCCAAUAUUAUUCUCCUCGUCAGCAAACCCUAA